GUGUUUGUUACAUUCAGCUCGCGCGGCGCGUCACAGCAGAAGUUCUUUCACUCUCUCGCGCGUCUGAUCUACUGAAGAUCUUCACCGGAGAACAUCAGUGAAGUGAGUUAGUAAAGUUUAUCAAGGGAAGUUUAUUAGUCAGGUUAGUUGUGGUGAUCUGGAGUAAGACAUGCCGCAGCUGAACGGCGGUGGGGGGGAUGAUCUCGGGGCGAAUGAUGAGAUGAUCGCGUUUAAAGAUGAGGGAGAUCACGAGGAGAAGAUCCGCGAGGAGAACGCGUUCACGAGCGACCUGGCCGAUCUCAAGUCCUCUCUGGUGAACGAGUCCGAGAUCAACUCCAGCCCUGCUGCUGCUGUGAUCAGAAGAGGACACACAGAAGAUCACAGAGUUUACACUGAUAAACGACAACAUCUGGAUGAAGUGGCAAAACAUCAAGAUGGUGGAAUGUACAAGUCACCGUAUUCCGGAUACCCGUUUCUGAUGUUGCCUGAACCGUAUCUGCCCAACGGACCCGUCUCACCGUCUUCCAACAAGGUGUCGGUGGUUCAGCAGGGAAUGCAUCCUCUGACUUCUCUUCUGCCCUACGAUCACUUCAGUCCCAGCCCGACUCACAUCCCCACUGACAUCAGUCAGAAAACAGGUGUUCAGAGACAUCAAUCACAGGAGAUCUCCGGCUUUUACUCGCUGCCUCAGGGUCAGAUCACUCCACCCAUGAACUGGUCCAAUCAGCCCGUCUAUCCUCUUCCCUCCUGUGGUUUCCGGCAGUCGUUCUCCUCCAGUCUCCAGGCCGGCUCAUCUUACCCCAGGUUUUCUCAUUCGCUGAUGCUUCAGUCGGGCAUGCACCCCACAGGCAUCCCACACCCCGCCAUAGUGCCCGCUUCAGGCAAACAGGAGCACGACCAUUUCGACAGGAGCAUGUAUCUAAAGCCUCAUCCAGAAGGAAAGCGUGAGAAGGAGCCCAAGAAGACGGUAAUAAAGAAACCGCUGAACGCCUUCAUGCUGUACAUGAAAGAGAUGAGAGCUAAAGUCAUCGCCGAGUGCACGCUGAAGGAAAGCGCCGCUAUCAACCAGAUCCUCGGCCGACGGUGGCACGCUCUGACCCGUGAGGAACAGGCUAAAUACUACGAACUGGCCCGGAAAGAGCGACAGCUCCACAUGCAGCUCUAUCCCAGCUGGUCUGCCCGAGACAACUACGUGGCAGGAGCAGCUUUGCCAAACUGUAGCCCAGGUGGAGAGGCAGAGGCAGGGCCACAGGGUAAAAAGAAGAGGAGGAAACGUGACAAACAACAUGACUCCAGCACAGACCCCGGCUCGCCAAAGAAAUGCCGCGCUCGCUUUGGCCUCAACCAACAGACGGACUGGUGCGGCCCCUGCAGAUAACUCUCUUGACUGUUCCUAGGAGGAAAAAGAAGUGCAUUCGAUACCUUCAAAGAGGACUCUGCGCCAGCCCCCAUUCUUCCGAUGGAAGCGCUAUAGACUCCCCCCCUUCAGCCGCCUCUCCCCCACACUGCUCCUCCUCUUGCCCCGCCUCCCCAGUCAGCAGCCCCUGCCCACAGAGCAUGAAACGCCCCUCCCACCCAGCCAGACUCUCACUCGACCUCAACAGAGUUAAAACAGAAAACACCAGACAUCAGUCACAAUGAAUGACAUCCAGACGCACACUUCGAUUACGUCUCGAAAAAACUCUCCAUCCUUCAGCUUGUCGCCAAUAAAAAUGAAAGCCAUCUGUGGGUGACCCAUCUGACAUUUAAAAACUUGAUUUUCGAAGAGUGUGCCCGGGUGAAACUUCAUAAAAACCAAUGUAGUAGUUUGUACAUUCUUAUCACGAUGCAGAGAAAUGAAUCUAGUUUGUUCUUGUUUUUCUGAAAAUGUGUGUGAGACUGUUGCUGAUUGGCAUGACAUCACUGGACUGUGAGUAGGAUAAUCGUCAUGUCUUUACAUCAAUGCAGUCUUUGUCAGUUCUCAUAAGUGUUGUAAAAGGUCAUCUUUUAUAGAUACGAAAGGCCGCCAAUAAAAAACUUUUAUGUUUUUUGUAAAAGAAAAGAAAUACAUUCCUUUGCUAUUCAUACAAGUGCCAUUUGAUAGCUUUUGUUGUGUAGAUGUGUUUUAGUGUGCUGUGCCUGUCACACAUUCAAACAGUGCUGUAUGAAACUAUGUUUAUCUAGAAAUCAUUCAGGAUUUUCUCAGGUCUGUUCUCAAACAGCAGCGGCAGCGACGUAACAUCUUCAGUGUUCACCAACAUAUGCCACACUCCAUCUCAUGUUUUUGCUUUUCAUGUGAUAAUCAUUUAGUUUAUUAAAAUAUUUUAAAAAAUCUUUUCAAGAGACUUUUUUCAAGGAUCAGGGCCCAGUUCUGAUCGUAAUUGAAAUCUUUGUGACUAUGGACUUUUUCUCAGCAGCUGCACUUUCAAAACUUUUGUUUGUAGCAGAAUAUUAUUAAAUGCGUACAGUAUGAAACUUCCAAUUUUGCAAUGAACAAGGUCUUGAUUUUCCACCGAUGAAACAGAAGUGGUAUCAAGUCAUUUGAAAUGUUUUUUGCUUAUUUCAGACAAUAAAAAGUAAAAUAAGGAUAACAGGAGACCACUCUCUAAGCACAUGUGCAGUACACUUUGUUUUCUUUUAAGAUGAUUAAACAUGAUGACCAUUGUCCUUGAGUCAUGAGUAAGCUGCAUAACCGUACAUGUGCUUCUGUAUGUGUAUAUUAGGGCUGUGCAAAUAUAUCGAUACAUGUAAAUAUUUUUUGAUACCUCUACUAUCGAUACUUUUUUUAAAAUCAUGUCAUAUACAUACGGCCAAAAGUAAGUGGAAGCGAGCAUGGUGAAAAAUAUAAGAACGCUUGGAGCUCUCAGAGCUGAUGUGUGGGUGUGCUUUGUUUUCAAAAUAAGUCAUGUAGCAAUGAGUUAUAUCAAAUAAUGCUGUUUGUAGGCUUCACAUGUUAUGACACAAGUCACUUGGCUACUGCAGUGCAUUAGACAGAAAGUUUAUUAAGAAAAGUAACAAUGACAUUUAUUGAGAUUAUAUACGGAUGUGACACCAGCACAUUUACAGCACUGAUGAAGCAGUGGUUUUAUUCUGCCCAUGUUCAGUGUUUUAACUGUAAUGCACCACAACAGCCAAGUGACUUGCGUGAGCCGCCUUAUUCCCCUGUGCUACCCACUUGAGGGGUGCUAUCCACAGUUUGAGAAGCCAAACCUCUGAUCUAAAGGUCCAUGCAUCGCACAUCAUGGCCACUCUGCAGAGGUAAGGGAUGUUUUUACACUUAUCCUUACAGAAAUCCCCCGCUGGUGCACAGCAUGUUGUAUUUCUAGCUCUACUUUUACAUUUUCUAUUUAAAGUAUUGCAAUAUAUUGCAAAUGUGUAUCGUAUCGAAAUACAUAGCAAUAUAUUGUAUCGUGACCCAUCUAUCGUGGUAUGUAUCGUAUCGGGAGGCACUUGCCAAUACACAGCCCUAGUAUAUACAGUGGGGCAAAAAAGUAUUUAGUCAGCCACCAAUUGUGCAAGUUCUCCCACUUAAAAAGAUGAGAGAGGCCUGUAAUUUUCAUCAUAGGUACACUUCAACUAUGAGAGACAGAAUGAGAAAAAAAAUCCAGAAAAUCACAUUGUCUGAUUUUUAAAGAAUUUAUUUGCAAAUUAUGGUGGAAAAUAAGUAUUUGGUCACCUACAAAAAAGCAAGAUUUCUGGCUCUCAAUUCUUCUUUAAGAGGCUCCUCUGUCCUCCACUCGUUACCUGUAUUAAUGGCACCUGUUUGAACUCGUUAUCAGUAUUUUUUUUACCUGUCCACAACCUCAAACAGUCAGACUCCAAACUCCACUAUGGCCAAGACCAAAGAGCUGUCAAAGGACACCAGAAACAAAAUUGUAGACCUGCACCAGCCUGGGAAGACAGAAUCUGCAAUAGGUAAGCAGCUUGGUGUGAAGAAAUCAACUGUGGGAGCAAUUAUUAGAAAAUGGAAGACAUACAAGACCACUGAUAAUCUCCCUCGAUCUGGGGCUCCACGCAAGAUCUCACCCCGUGGGGUCAAAAUGAUCACAAGAACGGUGAGCAAAAAUCCCAGAACCGCACGGGGGGACCUAGUGAAUGACCUGCAGAGAGCUGGGACCAAAGUAACAAAGGCUACCAUCAGUGACACACUAUGCCGCCAGGGACUCAAAUCCUGCAGUGCCAGACGUGUCCCCCUGCUUAAGCCAGUACAUGUCCGGGCCCGUCUGAAGUUUGCUAGAGAGCAUUUGGAUGACCCAAAAGAGGAUUGGGAGAAUGUCAUAUGGUCAGAUGAAACCAAAAUAGAACUUGUCGUGUUUGGAGGAGAAAGAAUGCUGAGUUGCAUCCAAAGAACACCAUACCUACUGUGAAGCAUGGGGGUGGAAACAUCAUGCUUUGGGGCUGUUUUUCUGCAAAGGGACCAGGAUGACUGAUCCGUGUAAAGGAAAGAAUGAAUGGGGCCAUGUAUCGUGAGAUUUUGAGUAAAAACCUCCUUCCAUCAGCAAGGGCAUUGAAGAUGAAACGUGGCUGGGUCUUUCAGCAUGACAACGAUCCCAAACACACCGCCCGGGCAACGAAGGAGUGGCUUCAUAAGAAGCAUUUCAAGGUCCUGGAGUGGCCUAGCCAGUCUCCAGAUCUCAACCCCAUAGAAAAUCUUUGGAAAUCCGUGUUGCCCAGCGACAGCCCCAAAACAUCACUGCUCUAGAGGAGAUGUGCAUGGAGGAAUGGGCCAAACUACCAGCAACAGUGUGUAAAAACCUUGUGGCGACUUACAGAAAACGUUUGACCUCUGUCAUUGCCAACAAAGGCUAUAUAACAAAGUAUUGAGAUGAACUUUUGUUAUUGACCAAAUACUUAUUUUCCACCAUAACUUGCAAAUAAAUUCUUUAAAAAUCAGACAGUGUGAUUUUCUGGAUUUUUUUUCUCAUUCUGUCUCUCAUAGUUGAAGUGUACCUAUGAUGAAAAUUACAGGCCUUUCUCAUCUUUUUAAGUGGGAGAACUUGCACAAUUGGUGGCUGA
Molecule: messenger RNA, 4995 nt
Organism: Triplophysa rosa
Lineage: Eukaryota; Metazoa; Chordata; Actinopteri; Cypriniformes; Nemacheilidae
Gene: tcf7
Product: transcription factor 7
Exons: 13
Coding region: 170-1378 (402 amino acids)
Biological process (GO): regulation of transcription by RNA polymerase II; canonical Wnt signaling pathway
Cellular component (GO): beta-catenin-TCF complex
Molecular function (GO): DNA-binding transcription factor activity, RNA polymerase II-specific; RNA polymerase II cis-regulatory region sequence-specific DNA binding
Source: RefSeq, a predicted model, not a curated record